UAUUGCAACAAUAUGAUGAAUGCACUUGUCUUGAAUGUGUUUGCGAUGAUCCUCUUUCUCAUGUGAUUCCACAGCGGGUACACCUUUCCGCAUUUUUUGUUCAUCCACAUGCUCAGCUUCUUCGAGCCGUAAUAAUCCAAGAGCGGAACCAGAACGACCCAAACUCGCUCAGUACAUGGGUUUCUAGUCUGUAGAAAGCGACACACUUCCGAAACUUCAUGCCAUUACAACCUACUUUCUCAAUCAUCGUGGCUGAUCCGACAACCAUAAUAUCGGUUUUCUGGCAAGGGCUUCGAUUGGGCUUUCCACGGUGGGAGGAAUCCGCAUGCUUAGGAAUUAGGAAGAUAAAGACUUUACAAACAGAGGAGGUAGAUAGAUGUGUUGUUUAUCUUCCAAAUACUUGUACAAGUAAAUUUAUAGUCAGUGCUCAUCUUAACUUAAAAAUUCACAUUUUGUGUAGUUGCCUCGUGUUUGAUGUUUCUCAGUCAACGGGGUCUUUGGGGAAAGACCAACCUAAGGAAUAGGGAUGCAGUAUUCUAACGGCCAUCCAAAGACUUGGCCAGUUCUC
Molecule: messenger RNA, 568 nt
Organism: Rhododendron vialii
Lineage: Eukaryota; Viridiplantae; Streptophyta; Magnoliopsida; Ericales; Ericaceae
Exons: 2
Coding region: 219-524 (101 amino acids)
Source: RefSeq, a predicted model, not a curated record